Molecule: messenger RNA, 8981 nt
Organism: Penaeus chinensis
Lineage: Eukaryota; Metazoa; Arthropoda; Malacostraca; Decapoda; Penaeidae
Product: mucin-4-like
Exons: 13
Coding region: 162-8981 (2939 amino acids)
Biological process (GO): double-strand break repair via homologous recombination; error-prone translesion synthesis
Cellular component (GO): zeta DNA polymerase complex; nucleus
Molecular function (GO): DNA-directed DNA polymerase activity
Source: RefSeq, a predicted model, not a curated record
CGAGAAGAAAACAAGACAUGAAACAAGACCAACGUAAACACAUUUUCUAGUGCAGUGGCAUAAUUUCAACACAUGAGAGCUAUUUUAUUCAACUGGUGAUCCUAAGAAGAUAAGAUAGUGUCAAUAAUGAUAUCAACACACAUUUUGUGGCCAGGAUAAGGAUGUUUUCCUUGCGUAUAGUAACAGUGGACCACUAUCAGGGGACUCCUGUCAAUGGUCUUGAUCCACAGUAUUCUACCUUCCGCGGGGCACCGGUGAAGCGUGUUCCUGUCUUGCGCAUCUUUGGUGCUACGCCAGCAGGCCAGAAGGCAUGCUUACACGUACAUGGAGUUUUUCCAUAUAUUCUUAUUCCGUACGAUGGUGCAGAAUCUCUUUCUCGCCUGCCAUACAUUCUGGCAGCAGCUCUGGAUAAGGCACUUAACAUUGCUUUGGGAAAUGCAAAUUCAAAUGCUCAACAUGUCUAUAAAGUGCAGCCUGUGUCAGGAAUACCGUUCUAUGGAUAUCAUGCGAAGGAGCACCAGUUUCUCAAAAUUUUCUUCUAUAGCCCUGUUAUUGUGAAAAAAGCAGCAGAACUAUUACAGAAUGGGGUGAUCAAUAACAAGAUCUACCAACCACAUGAAGCCCAUGUGCCAUAUGUGCUUCAGUUCCUGAUGGAUCAUAAUUUACAUGGGAUGAACAUGAUCCAUUUGGGUACCUGUAAAUUUAGGAGGAAAAAAGAAAUGGGAGAUAUCAAGGAAUCUGCAAGAAACACGCCUGAAGUAUUUCCUGGGCCAUCUUCUGCUGACACUGUUUCUCAUGAGUCUUUGGGUAGUAGCAGCAGCCAGAUAAAACCAAGUACUAAAGUUUGGACAGAAGAGAGCAUACCACAACACCUUUGGCUACCAGAAACUGUGUCCCGGUCGACUACGUGUGAAGUUGAGGUGGACGCUCUGUUCUCUGAUAUCAUCAAUAAAAUUCAGCUAGGUGCGGGAAAUGUAACAAAUCCGGGGUUGUCGUACAUUUGGGAAGAUGAGCUGCAGAGGUGCAAGACAAGGGGCCAAGCAGUCGAAGACCUAAAGCCGCCAGAUUCUCCUCCAAGAAGUAACAUCACUCCCUCUGAUUCGGAGCUCUUCUACAGAUCAGUGUUGAAGGAGAAGACAGCGGCUCUGCUUAAGAAAAUGAAAGACGGUGAAGGCGAAGAAGCUGGAGUGAGUCUUGCGGCUGUCACCCCUGACGACUCUGUUCUAGCCCCAGCCACAGCGCCCGACACCUCGGUUCUUGCAGAUGUAUCCACGCUCAAUCAGGAACCGGAUUUAGAUGGUGAUAGAAGUGAUCAGGUAGACGUAGAGGCAUCGCAGGUUGAUGAAGAGCUUAUUCAGAACCUGACGCAACAAACACCAUCGCAGUGGAUGGACGUGAGUGACGUAGACCUAUUGAACGUGAUGGCAGGGCUGGCAGACGGCUCCCAAAUAAUCUCUCCGGAGGACAAUGAUGCCAUUCUGUCCACCCAGAGACCCUCAGGUUCCUGUGGAACUAAUGAAGCUACCCUUCAAACCCAGUCGAGCGAGGGCAGAGAAAAGGAAGAGGAAAGCGAUGAGGAUGAGACAAGACACAUGACUCAGCGCAUAUGGGAUUCCAUUUUGCCAGCAAAGGAGGAAGAAGAGGAGGAAGAGAAAGAAAAAGAGGAGGAGGAAGGAGAGAAUAAUGAUAGACAAAAGUCUUCCACCCAUAAGGAUUCUUUAAGGGACCAGUCUCUUCUAAGGGAAGACAAGGACAUAGAGGACUUAGUGGAAGGUCCUGGCUGUAGUUUACCGCAGUUGGAUGGAGCAAUCGACUGUGUUCGUCUGCUGAAGUCUGAGGCUAGAACUAAGGAAUGUGCAUUGCGAGAAACCUUUGUGCCUUCAGGUAGUGCCCAAACUGUAGAAAGAAAUACUGUGAUAAUGAAUAUAGCUCAAAACUGUGAUUCAAAAGUUUUAAGUAAACACUGUGACAAUUUUUUGUCAGGAAAUAAGCAAAAAUGUGAUAGGGAAAAGAGUGAAAACAAAGAGGCUAUAUCACUAAAGAGAAAGAAUUUACCAAGAACUAGGGAAGUUGAUAGUAAGAAAAGGAUUGAAAGGAAAUCAAGUUCAGAAACCAGUGAUGAGGAAGUCUUUAUUAUUCCUCAGUUUGAUGGUGCAAAUGACAUAGUGUUUCACAGUCGAAAGCAAAAGACUUCUAGUAACUCUAGUGCUCAGCAUGCAGGGCAAGGGAGCUUGAGUCAAAGACCUUCCUUACCUCAGAUGCAGUAUACGUCUAACUCAAAAUCAAUCAAUGCACGCGAGGCAAUCCGAGAAAACAUACUGAAAAAGAAACGAGGUGUUGUAGGUGAGGUAUCUCAGGUUGUGCACCCCACUCAGCAUCGCAGGCAAGAUCCCCAGGUACAACAGCAAAGACAGCGCUGUAACUCGCAACCUGUGCCUUACCCUUCAGCUCCCCAGGCUCCAGUGCCUUCAUCACAUAAUAACAGAGUACCUGCUAGUAUGUCAAGUUCAGUUCCUUCAGACAUAAACAUGGACAGGAUGCUAGGAAGGAGAAUGGAAACAUCAUCAAACAUGGCAUCUGGACAGUUUAUGCAAUCUAGUACAGCAGCCAGAGAAGAAAACUACAUGAGAUCAAAUGUUAGAAAUCAGUUUUCUGUGAAAACUGAUAGCAUGGGUCAUACUGACAGAAGAGAAGGAAACAUUGCUUCAGGAGUGAGUCAGGGCUUCCAGAGAGUAUCUCAGUCACAGGAGAGAAGCAAAUCAUCAAAGAAAAAUAGGAAGGGACAGAGGUCUGAAUUCAGAGAUCCUGGUGUGCCUUCCCAUGUUAGUUCCAAAAACUCAGACUCCAUGGGUAUGGCUGGUCCUCUUAACAUAACACCUAUUGCGAGUGGGAUGCCACAGGAAUUCCCAGGCAUUGGGAAAGCUCUUGUUGUACCAGCACUGGUAACAAAUAAAAGAGUGAAUGUUACUAAUUCACAGGUAAUGCUGUCACCUAAUCUAGUUAUGCAGAAUUCUGGAAAUGUCAUCUUCAACCAGUCUUCUUAUGAAAGUGGGAGCAGUCAACAAUCACCCAAUGUAAUGAUGGUCCAGCCUACUAUUGAACAGGAGAACAGUGGGGGAAGAAGGCAUGCUCAAAUUAAUAAUCCCUUGAGGCACACAACAGAAAGCUCAGACAGAUCCUCCUCAAAAAGUGCGUCUUCAAGCAGUGGUUCGUUCAGAGCAUCUCGUAGUAGCAAGUAUGCAGAGGGUGGGCAUCAAGGUUUUUCUGGCAGUAAUCUUGCAGGUGCUCCUGGACCCUUAAAAAGCAUCAUGCGACAGCAUUCAGACCAGUCUGUUUAUUCUCCAAUAUCUGAUGAAUCAGACAUUGAAAUUUCUAGUACAAAAAAUGCAGUGGCACCAAAAAGUUCUGAAACUGCAGGUGAAAGGAGUAGUAAACAAUCUGACAUCCUCCAACAAGCUCUCCAAGUUCUGGACAUGUCUCUGGACAUUGACAUUGAACCAAUGGAUAAUGAAAAUUGUAGUGUCCAAAAAGAAUCUCCAAGCACGACAUCAUCGCAAUCCAGACCUUCACCUGUUGGAAGACACAGUCGUGCAUCAAAUCAAAACCAGCAGUCAAUGUCUCACAGUAUGUCAGAUUCUGCAAAAGCUGGUGGUGCUGAAGGGUCCAGUAGCAGAUUUGAGAACAGCAAGUGGUCCAGUCAGGAAAGUGAUGGCAAAAGUGGUACAGGGUCAUGGGAGAGGAGAUCUCAUCACUCUAAGACAAAUCAGUCAAAACCAACCACCCAUGGAGAACAUUCGUCGUAUGCGAGAGACAUGGAAGGAAGGCAUUUGAGUCAGAAGGUCAGAGGAAAGCCCUCUCAAUCAGAUGUACAGAAUAUUAAGAGGUCAGAGAGGGAGGCCAAAGCAACUCCCACUGGGCAGACCCUAAGAACAAAUGAGGUAAGUGACUCCUCCAGUUCUAGCCAGUCUGAAAGUGGAUCAGAGAGGCAAAGUGACAGCGACUCCUCCAGGUCCUCCUCCCCGGAUUCUGGCGUUAGGGCACAGAAGUUGCAGGCGGUCAGGGACAGACACAUGACCACCCCAGUUACUCAGUCAAGGAGAUUCUCUCGGGUUGCCAGCACAGAUGUGUUUGAUAUGGAUUAUGACAUGACUCCACAGACUCCAGGUAGUGACCUCCCAGUUCAUGAUCCAGUUACCAAUCCAGCUGUUGGUGUUUUGAAUCAGGUGCCAAGACCACACAAGAAUAAACCAUCUCAUGCAGCAACAUCUUCAAAAAAGUCUGAAUCUGCAAUGCCCCAUAGGAAAAUGUCUGACUGUGAUAAUCCUGAAUGGUUCAACUUUGAUUGUCCUCCUACACCAGGGGAUCCAGUCAGCAGCAAGCACGGCUUUUCAGAGCCUAGUUCUGUUGUACAAAAGACUGAAGCCAAAAAGGGAAAUAAACGCCAGACUUCAGCAAGGGCCCAGUCAUCAUCUGGUGAAACUGCUCAAGUAUCUAAUGGAAGUUCAGAAUCAAAACGGAAAUCCAAGAAAAAGAUGGAUCGGUUGUUUGGGUCUUUUUCCCCUCCAGCCUCUUCCUCUGGAUCUACUCCAACACAGGAGGAGGGGUUGCAAGUAACAAACAUUAAACCUGUAACUGUAGAGCCUUUUGUUGAUACUUUUGAUUCUGAUGAUGAUAAUAAGACUCCAGAGCGUCCACAGACUCCAGGAAGGGAAGUUAGGGAUGAUCACACCUUUCGGACCCCAGCAUCAUCCCAAAAACAACACUCACACGACUAUUUUUAUGAUUAUUAUAUGAAUAACUUCCCAGAAAGACCUCUGACACCAGGAGGGAAUGAUGAAGUGCAGAACAUUUUCUCCAAUGAUUCAGGAGAUGAUGUUGCAAGAAAUCCGUACCAGCAAUUUGAAUCUAUUUUUGACCCAGAUCUCAUGGCCAGUAGCUUGCCAGAGAGACCAAGAACUCCAGGUGGUGGUUCAAGUCCAACUUCAAUGUGCCCGUCACUUUCACAGCCGUCUGAUAUUUCCUCCCUGUAUCUACCAGAUCAGCAGUUUAAGUCCCCUGGUCAUGCUCGAAUAAAUUUAUUUCCUGCAUCACCUGUUCCAGUGGAACCUGAACCUGUUGUGAAAAAAUCUCCUAAAACUCAAAGAUUUCCAUCGAAAUCUAACCUUCCAAAACAUUCCAGCCAGAUAUCUCAUUCCUCUCAUGACCAUCCACCUUCAGAUAGAAAGGAACAUGAGAAAAAAGAAAGCUACUCUACUCUUGAGAGUGGGCUUUCCCCCAAAGGCACGCAAUUUUCAUCAAGAAAUCGAGCAAGCAAGGAAGAGAAGAAGGCCUUGUCGUUAUCAAAGAGUGCAGUGAAAAGUAUGGACUCGUCCCCCUUUAUUGGCCUUGGAAAAGUUCCUGCACCACUGAGUCCACUUAGGGAACCCCCCACAUCAAAGAGUAAGGUUGAGGUAGAAUCAAGAAGCAGGUACCCAUCAGAACAAAAGAGACAAGCUAGACAAAAUGUGCAUGGCCGUGCUGGUGUGGAAGUAGAAACUAUUUCUGAACAGCAGAAUAUUCCCCACUCAAGGAAAGGUGAGGAAGAAUUAGGUCAUGGAGUGGAGUAUGGUGAGAUGCAAAAAUCAAAAAAGUCAAAGGCAAAUUUAGAAAGCAUGAAACAUAGAGGAAGGUCAGCAAUGCAUCAUGCUUUUUCUGAAGUGUCAGAGGAUCAAGGCAAAGAAGAUUCUCGAAGGAAAAACCAGCCUUUUCAGAAAACAGCUUUAGAGGGAGAGACAGCUGAUGACAGAAUGCAUGUAAAUGUUUUGAGAUCAGAAGGAGCCCACAGGCCUUCCAAUCAGCAGGCAGCAUCUCUUGCUCAUAGGAAGGAUAGGAAUUUCCCACGGCCCUCAUCUCAGGCAGGGAGUCAUUACCAUACACCACAAGGGGGUCAUCAGCAUCAUCCUGAUACACGCUCUCCUCCGAGAAGUCGUUACCAACAACACAUGGACAACAAGCAUGCACAACAUGGAAGUAGAUUCAGGCAGUCUGGAUCUGGAGGUAGAACACCAUCUGCAGAAAAUUUGCCACAACAGUCAAAUAUCACAGAAGUUUCUCCUGGUAGACAUAGGCCUAAAUUAUCACAAUGGAACAGGCAACAGGUGUCUCCAGGCAAUAAACAAGGACCUCCACAGGCCAACAGAUCUCUAUCUGGGAACCGACAACCACCACCACAAGUGGAACGAUCACAAAUUUCCUCAAGUAAUAGGGCUCAGUCUUCACAAGGGAGUAAAUCCCAGGUGUCUCCAAAUAACAAGCAACAGUUUUCACAGGCAAAACGACAGCAGAUGGCACCUGGGAACCAGAGACAUCAACCUCAGGACACACAUUCCCAAGCUCAUGUGCAGUCAUCAAGUAGCAGAUGGUCAAAGCCACACAAUUAUAACAAAGCAGCAGAAACAAGUAGCCAGCAGGUUACAGAAGAAGUGGAUUUUUCCCCACACCCUGAUGUUUCAAGUCAACAGGGAAAGAAAGUACAUAGAACAGACGCCCAAUUUGUACCACCACAAAGAUUGAGGCAAGUACAAGAUACUAGUACAAAAGACAACACAAAAAGUGGUUGGAACAAGACAGAAAUCAGCAGUGGCUUUAAAUCAGGAAGGCCAGUGGAACGCAAGGAACCUCAACCCUUCCGUCGUGAAAAGUCUGCAGGUGAAGAAAUGACUAAAAUGAGGAGUUUGAAAUCAAUUCCUUCAUUAGCUUCAACAUUUUGUAAAGCAAAGGCUCCAGGGAGAGAGACAAAUCUUCGUUCUCAGGAAUUUCCCCAUAAGAAAGGCAGUGGGUUCACAAACAUUCCUGAGAGAAGAGAGGAAAAGAAAGAUGGCAGAGAUAUUCUUGACCAAGAUGACUUCAACUUACCUUUCAUAGAUACAUCAUUACCUCUCAUGAGUCCGAUACCUUGCACUCCAGCUGCACAUAGAGAUGACUUCUGCUCAGUCUCUGAUAGUGGCAAUAAUGCAUUCCCUCUUAUGGAAUCAAUUCAACCUCCAAUGAGUCCAAUGGCCCCCACCCCUCGGCAUCAGCCGCAUGAUGACAUAAAUUUGCGCUUACAGCCUUUGAGUCCAGUUGAACCCACAGUUAAUCUUUCCGCCUCCAUGACACCUCAGAGUAAUGCACCCUUUAUCUUACCCAUGGCUCCUGGUCCAGUGAUGAGUCCAAUCCCACCGACCCCAGUGCGCACUACCUCCCCUGUUCGUAUGAGUCCCAUGCCUGUUUAUCCCUCAAUGUUAGGCCCCAUUGUAAGCCCCCUUGCAAACACACCAACACACAGCAUUGGAGAGAGCUUUUCCAUACUGAGUCCUGUGCCCAGUAAUGAAGACAUGUCAUCUCAUCACUCACAUCCAUUUGGUAGCCUUCGAGAGGCUGCAGAACAUUUUACUGUUCAAGCAGCCAUCAGUCCAAUGCCUCAGACACCUGCUCAUAUUGCUCAGAUGCCCCAGCAGCUUCCUUUAGUUAAAAACCCAACAACAACAGCUCAGACGCCCGCCAUGAGCCCAAUUCCUCCAACACCUUCAUAUUCUGAAACAGAUGAUUUUCCCCUUCCUCCCAUGAUGAGCCCUAUGCCAGUUUAUCCAUCAGUUGGACCGCUUGUAAGUCCAAUGCCUCACACACCAAGCCAUUAUGGAGUUGAGAGUAAUGAGCCACCAAUGAUGAGUCCACUCCCCAGUCUGCCCAGUGCUCCUGGCCCUGUCAUGAGCCCCUUGCCACAGACACCAUCCUAUGCACCUCAGACCUAUGUCUCUCAGUCACCUUUAUAUAUGCCAUAUACACCUCAUGCACAUGCUCCUCAGACACCCCUUCAUACACCAGAGGCAUCAGUUCACAACCCAGAAACCUCUGGGCCCUCUGAUACAACCAGCACGCAUGCAAUAGCUUCUAGUCCGAGAGUACAAUCAGAAUCUUCAGCACAACAAACCAAUACAUCACCUGUUCAGGCUACAGAGUCACACAAACAGAAAUUGCAACAGACUGCUCAUCAGUCACCCAAAGAUAGAUCGCAGUUUGAUGAAGACAGCCACCUUAAGUCAGGAACACUAGAACAUCACCCGGAACCAAAGACAUUUUCAAGUAAUACCCAGGCCAUAACAGGAUCUCAGACUCCAGUCACGCCUCACCCUCCUCACUCUGUAUCUCCACUUCAUGCACCCUUGACUCCACUUCAUGGACCCAUUACUCCACUUCAUGGACCCAUUACUCCACUUCAUGGACCCAUGACUCCACUUCAGGGACCCAUGACUCCACUUCAGGGACCCAUGACUCCUCUUCAGGGACCCAUGACUCCACUUCAUGUGCCCAUGACUCCUCUCCAAGCACCUCUGACUCCUCUUACACCUUUAACACCUGUACCAUCUGCACAGACACCUCAUACACCUCCAGCAACCUCAGAUUCUUUACAGUCACAAGAACACACACUACAUAAAGCAUCACAAGAUCUUGAGAGUAAGGGUUCAUUUCAACUGAAAAGUCCUAGUGAGUCCAUGGGUUAUGAUGGACAGUAUAGUCCUAUGCCAGUCCUCCCCUCUGUACCUGGUCCAGUGAUGAGCCCCAUGCCACAAACACCAGUACAUAUACCACAGACACCUCCAAGUGUUAGCAGCAUUAUUUUGCAGAGUGGAAGACAAAGUGUGAAUUUAACAGAUGCUGAUAGGAAGUCUCCCACUUGCACAAUGCCAGUCACUCCAAAAAAUUCAGAGGCAUUAUCUCCUUGUUUAGAAGGGAUGAUAGAUCCAGGUAUAAAUACUACAAAGGCAAUGAUAAAUCAAGGGGUGAGUAAUUUUAGUGUUGAAUACAGUGUAAGUGAUCAAUCAGGAGUGGCCAAAGUUGGGUCACCACCAGUUUUUGCAACAGAAUCUGUGGCUACAACUACUUCAAACCCACCGAGUGAAGGUAAAGACAUGAUGUCCACUAAGCUCUACCCAACCCUCUGCAUCCCUUGCCUCCAGUAA